AUGUGGAAAGAGCAGAUAGGAUCUCACAUUCUCAUGAGUCCCGAGGACACGCUGGCGCCUGACUGCAGAGCAGCGUGUGGCUAUAGAUUAAAUCUCCAUGCUCCUCCUGCUGCAGAGCUCCUGCUGCUGAAGAUAGCCGAGGAAGCUCCUGGAUUUCUCAUGGCGGUGUUUGGGUGUCCGAGAGAGAAGGAGAGGGAGGUUUGGGAGGCCGUAGUGAAUGCAGAGCGGGAUUCCACCUCAGCUGUCGUGCUUUGUCUAUCAGGAGCCGCACUUGUGUACUGUGCAUUCAGAGCAGAGCCUGAGACACCGGGAAGCGCUAACGCUGAUCUGGUGCUGCGCAGAAGCAGACGACACAAGCUUAAAGCAAGGAAAGCUACAAACUAUAAGAUCAGCUGUCUUUCCGAGCUUAACACUCAUCAGUACCUGACGGCGCUGCGGGCUUUGCAUGUGGUUUUUUGGAAAUGCGAUUGUGAUGCUCUGAACAGUUUGUGCGUGUCAGGACUGAUUAGAGUCCUGUUAGCAAUCGGCGGGAAGCAGUGCCAAAUGUGCAGAUACAGUAGCAUCGGGGAGGACGGGACGCCACAUGCUGAGGCCGUCCUUUACCAGCCAGCCGGCAUGAAGGUUGCGUGUGUCCCGUGUGUCCCCAGGCCCCCUCAGCAGGCGGCAGCGCCGGAUCUGGAGGUGAUCUCCCAGCAGGUGGAGGAUGAAGGCCAGUGCAUGGCUCCAGUGCAGCUGGUCAGCUUCGCCUACAGGGACCUUCCUCUAGCUGCCCUGGACCUCUCGCUGGCUGGAUCCCAGCUACUUUCCAAUCUGGAUGAAGAGGACAACCAAGAGGGGUCUAACUGGCUGAAGCCGUGCUGCGGGAGGAGAGCAGCGCUGUGGCAGGUGUGCUUGCUGAGUGCCGGCUUCAACUGUUUCCUGGUGGCCUGUGUCGUCUUGGUGGUGCUCCUACUGACUGUGGAACUGCUCAUUGAUACUAAGCUCUUACAAUUUAAUAAUGCAUUCCAGUUCGCCUGUAUCAUCCACUGGAUCAGCCUGGUCAUCCUGUCCGUGUUCUUCACUGAGACUGUCUUUAGGAUUGUGGUGCUCGGGAUUUGGGAUUAUAUAGAGAACAAAGUUGAGGUGUUUGACGGUGCUGUGAUAGUACUCUCUCUGGCCCCAAUGGUGGCCUCCACGGUGGCUAACGGCCCCAGCAGCCCCUGGGAUGCCAUCAGCCUCAUCAUCACCCUCCGCAUCUGGAGAGUCAAGAGAAUCAUUGACGCGUACGUGCUGCAGGUGAAGGUGGAGAUGGAGCUGGAGAUCCAGCAGUAUGAGAAGACCAAAGCUGUGAGGGAGGAGCAGCUGGAGAGACUCACACAGAUCUGUCAGGAACAGGCCUUUGAGAUCAGACAGCUGAGGGCUCACCUGGCGCAGCAGGACUUGGAUCUGGCCGCUGAGCGCGAGGCCGCUAUGCAGAUCCAUCAUGUGUGGGGCAAACAGAGCAGCAGCUUCCAGGAAAUAGACGGCCUGGGACCCGCUGGAUCUGACAACACCAGAGAGCCCAGACCACCUCCAGAGAGCGUCGUUCAGGAUGAUAUGAAUAACUACAUCAGUCAGUAUUACAGUGAGCCAAGUAGCGACAUCGGGGUGCCCGACCCUGGUGCACGUGUCAUAACCACAGCAGCCAUCGAUGUCCACCUUCCUACCAACCCCAACCAGUUGCCGCCUUCCCUCGUCAGUGCUGACGGCCCAGGAAGUGGCCAGGAGCGCACGGGCAGCUGUGUAAGUGAAGCGUCCAGCACGACCAUGUCCCGGUCCAGCUGCAGCUUCACAGCCCGGCAGCACAGCGUCAGCAGCCACACGCUGGGCUCCACGACUGACUGCAGCUCGACCGUACGGGAGGCCUCCACCUCCGACUACAGCGGCCAGCGCUGCUGUCCUCCUCCGUACUGCAGCCCUUUGACCCUCGGCACACAACCGGGUGUCCACGACCCCAGCGCGGUGGUCAAAGAGCUGCUCUCUUCCCUGUCUGAGGACUCCUGCCUGGCACAGAAAGGCAGGGUGGACCCGGUCAACCUUAAACUGCCCAGUCCGGCAGGGUCAGUGAAGGCCAGUCCGGAACUGGAGCACAGGGUGAACAUAUACAACAAGAGAAACCAGGAAAGUCUGGGCGUAUUCCAGACCAAGCCACUAAUUCACCUGCAGGGGACCGAGCCAUCUCUGGAGGAGAAGUACAGGCUUAUGGAGCCGGCAGAUACUCCACUGAGCCAUAUACCGGACACAUAGAGCAUGAAGUUUGGGACGGUGACCACCAACACCAGCUGAAGCAGCCUCUCUCUUGGCCUCUCUCUCUAUAUCGCUUACUCACUGGCUGUGUCGGAAACAUGAAAAAUAAUGCCUUCACUGGCAGUGUCCUGAGGUAGGGAGGCAUAUCCCAGUGUAAUGUUUGUGGAACAUCCUCUACGGAAAGAGAGUGUGACUGGCCAAGUAGUUUCCUUAUCAGGCCACUUUCCUGCAGAGUUCAGGUCCGAAUCUGCUUCCCGUAGUUUUUAAGCAGUCCACAACACUUUGGUAGGUUGGUUGAGGUUUGUUUGCAAAGGAUCAGAGCUAAAUUCUGUGUGAAGGUAACUCUGGAGGAGCAGGGUUAGCUACCCCUGCUUCUUUUUGCAAGAUUUAUAGGAAUUGCCUCAUCACAAGUGGUACAAAAAUAAAGGCUGGAAUGAACUACGUUUCUAUUAAAAUCUGGAGAGUAAGUAUCAUAAAUUGUCAUAAACUUUGUAAAUCAUUACAGAAAACAACAUCAUGCACUAAACAACUGAGGAUCACACACUACCAGAACUCCUGCAGAAACAUGCCUUGUUGACAGAAAAUGAAAACUGAAGAAGCAAAUCAAGGUCUAGGGUUAACUAGAAACUACAGGCAGGGAAGUUUUUAUCAAAGUUGGAGCAAAACUCUGCAGUGAUCCAGGACUGAUGCUGGCCAACCCUAUUCUCGGCAGAAGUCAUAAAGUUUUAUUCCAGAGUUAAGUUUCUGUCAGACUCUGCAGGAUCGUGGCUCAUAAACGAGCUCUGAAGUCGAAUAUCAGCGUAAAUAGUUCACUAUUUGGCGCGCCCCCCUACUAUCGAAAUGCCUUCAUUUGGUCAAUACAUUGGACAUAUCAUUCCCCGUCUAUGAUAUCCCAACAGCUGGUUCAGUAGUUACUUGAAAAUUCGCUGAUGGGAUAGUUUAAAGACUUUAUAAAUAUUUACAAAGACAUAGGUGGGAAUCGACAGAUCUGGGCAUAUAGGGUUUUCGAAGUCUGACUAAAACCUGAAUGCAUGGUUCUUCAAUUCUGGCUCGUUUAACACAAACACUUUUUUUAAAGAUUUAUUUUUGCGAUUUUGCAUUUUUAUUUGGAUAGGUAUGCAAGACAGGAAGUAAAAUGGGAUGGAACAGGGCGAGAUUGGCAAAGGUCUGCGUGCUGGGUUUAAGUGAAAGAAUUUGGAUGAUAACUGGUGAUCUUUUACAUUGACAUAAUUUGUUUUUACAAUACAAGAGAGCUGAAAACAUUAUUUUGCGAUGCAUAGAUUUCAUAUCUGAAAGAGAUUUGUACAUGUGUUCAUUUUAUGAAACACACGUACACAUAUUCGAGAAAUUAUCACAAGAUGGGUUCUUCGCAACGUUUUAUAAAUGAGACCACAGGGACAGAUCUGAGGAACCCUGGCUUGAAGAUAGUUUACCCUAAAACAAGAACUUUGUUUAUCUGCUUACCCCCGGGCAAGCAAGAUGUAGAUGACUUAUUUUUUUUAAGUAGAACACAAUAAAAGAUUUUUAACUCAAACCAUUGCAGUUGCCAUUCUUAUUAUGUAAGUCAAUGGGCACACAAUCUUUGGGAGUUAAAACACAGACAAAUCCAAAUUAAACUCUGCCGCUUGUGACAAUAAAAUUAUAAGACACUAAAUGAUAGCUUUGUGCAAGAAACUGAACAGCAAUUAUGUAUUAUAUUUUUUUAACUGAUACUUGACCUUAAUGUCCGACUCGUUCACAACAUCCGGCACAUCACGCAUCAGUGUGCUCUGACACACACACACACACACGCAUACACAUAUAUAUACACACAUAGAUCCUUACAUAUCGCGGCCCAUAGAAACAGUCGCUAACAAGCAAUCAACUUUUUUUGAGCAAUGUUGCUUGUGCUAUUUUAAAUUGAAAAUGGGUAACAAAUUUCUAUCAUUUAGAUCACUCUUGGGCUGUGUGUCUCACCUUCUUGAGUCGGACAUUGUGGGGUAUCAGAGGGAAAAAAUUCGGAAAACACUGUUCAGUUUCUUGCACAAGCAGAACGUUUCCUGUCUUAAGACAUCAAUGUAUCGUCACGAGCCGUAGAGUUUAAUUUUUAUUUGUGCAUGGUUUUUUAAUCUCAAAGAUUGUGUGCCCAUUGACUUGCAUAAUAUGACACACCCUGCAACAUUUAGAGUUAAAAACCUUCGAUUGUGUUCCUAUGAAGAAACAAAGUCACCUACAUCUUGGAUGAACUAUCCCUUUGAGGUUUACCUUCAUCCAAAAACUUUGAGUGAUUAGGCAGCAGUUUCUUGUUUCGGACACAGCCAAUCUGUCUUUCUCUUUCUGUGUCAAACAGCACUAUGAUACUCUCUCCCAGGUUUCAUGUUCUCAGAAAGGGGCACAGGAAGUGACAUGAGGAUAAUGCUCUCUGCUACCCGCCUCAUGCAACGUUCCUUCUUACAGAUGCACAUUUCUUUUUCUUUCUCUCUCUCUCCAACUCUGCAAGAGCACUUGAACUGUGUCACUCCUGCCAAAAUUGCACAACCUUCCAAGGAGUCAGGGAGAGGUACUUUGGGAGCCAUCAUUGGAAGAUCCUUCAGGAAUUUCAGUCUGUCUGUUGGGCGAGUGGUGUAUGAAACCAGCAAAAACACACUCUUUUAGACGGUAGACCAAUAUCGGAGUGUGGCUGGAAGACUUAUCAUGUGUUCUCAUUCAGGGUGGCGUGGGAGGGAGUUUUUAUUUGUCAAUUUGUUAAUUUGUACGAAAUGUAACUGACACACAAUGUACAGUCCUUUUCCCCCAAUGCUGCAGGGUUACAUUUGAUCCGUGUUCAAAUGUGUCAAGCUGUGUGAUUCAGCCAAAUUUCUUACCUUUGCCUUUCUUACAUUACUGAUGCUGAUGUUUGUAUUCAAAUUCUAUGCGAGAAAAAAAAAAAAGUGCUAAACUCAAGUAUUUUUAAAACACGGGAGAGCAAACGAUAGGCGAACAUUUCAGGUAUACAGUAUUAGAAGAUUUUUAUGAGAAAUUAUGGUUAGAAUGUUGUCAUAACCCUAAACCUUAACCCCCGUCCCAAUAGCAUGAGCCUUUGAAAAGAUCUAUCUGCUUUCUGACCGAGGCAAAUUAAUCCUGUGUUAUCGACAAAGGAUUUUAUAAACUGAUAAUGGGAGAGAUUGUCAAGCAAUUAAAAGUUGGUCAAUUCAAA
Puntigrus tetrazona (Sumatra barb) is the source of this 5440-nucleotide messenger RNA. RefSeq names its product transmembrane protein 266-like. Gene Ontology annotation, molecular function: voltage-gated channel activity. Gene Ontology annotation, cellular component: plasma membrane. The coding region runs from base 1 to 2265 and encodes 754 amino acids. The transcript is spliced from 13 exons. NCBI's taxonomy places the organism in Eukaryota, Metazoa, Chordata, Actinopteri, Cypriniformes, Cyprinidae. The record is from RefSeq and is a predicted model, not a curated record.